GGUUUAUGUCGUUCGUUUUGUCAUCAGAUGGACUGUGAUAGAUGUCCGGGUAUGGCAAGGUGCGUGAUUUGCUAAUAGGAAAUUUUAAAGUAUUGCUCACGGUUUGUCCUUUGGAACCGUUGUCGAUAUAUUGCAUCCUACUAUAGUAGGUUAUUGAUUAGUGUGCAACGAUCAGUUGCGGGUAAAGUGCUAAGAGCAGAGCGUAUGGGUUCGAAAAAAGACGAAGUUUCUCCAUCUGAUGUAACUUUGAAUAUGGAUUCCGCGAAGCAAGUUAACGCUAGGCCAUUACGUGCUAACGCUUUUUCCGUCGAAGAAGAGAUACGAAAUCAAGAAGAGCACGAAAAGCAAAAAAUUGGUCACCGGCGCAUAGAUCGUCAGGGCGAGGUGAGCUACAAACGUGUCCCGAGCAAUGCGUUAAUGGGAGCAAUACAACUGGGAAUUGCGAAUUCAGUAGGCUCACUAGCUUCUAUACCAAAAAGAGAUCUCCUACUGCAAGAUUUUGAUGUUGUCCAUACUGUUUCUUUUCCGUCAAGUGGAUCACAAUCAACUCCAUCUCAUAAUUAUGGUGACUUUCGAUUCCAGACUUAUGCGCCGAUCGCAUUCCGAACUUUUCGAGAUCUUUUUGCGAUCAAAACUGCUGAUUUCUUGCGUUCUAUAUGUAUGUUUCCACUGAAGGAGCUAUCAAAUGCAGGAGCAUCUGGAUCCAUAUUCUAUGUCUCUCAUGAUGAUCAAUUUAUAAUCAAAACGGUGCAAUCUAAAGAAGCUGAGUUUCUGAAAAAGCUGCUUCCCGGUUAUUAUAUGAAUUUCAAUCAAAAUCCACAUACAUUAUUGCCAAAAUUCUUUGGAUUAUUUUGUUACCAGAGUUUGGGCAAGAAUAUCCGACUGUUGUUGAUGAAUAACUUAUUACCUCAAACAAUUAUGAUGCAUGAAAAGUAUGAUUUAAAAGGAUCGACUUAUAAAAGGUUGGCAUCGAAACACGAACGCGCGAAGGCUUCACCAACAUUGAAAGAUUUGGAUUUCAUUUCUGUACACCCCGAUGGAUUGCUACUUGAUGUGGGCGUGUAUGAUGCCAUAAUGAAAACUAUUAGCCGAGAUUGUUUGGUGCUUGAAAGUUUCAAAAUAAUGGAUUACAGCCUUCUUGUCGGUAUUCACAAUAAAAGUACGGCAAAAAAUGCAGCCGAUGCUAUUGAUGGUGGAGAACCGUCGACUUCAAAUCAGAAAGCGAAAAAUAAAACCGUUCGAGCGAAAAAUGAGAAAUUAUUGGAUUCAAAUUAUUAUACGCAGUAUGAGCAGAUAUCAUUUCCAGCAAAAAACCAACGAGGAGAUAACUUGUUAUUAUUUCUUGGUAUAAUCGACAUUCUGCAAAAUUAUAGGUUGUUGAAAAAACUAGAACACACCUGGAAAAGUGUACUUCAUGAUGGUGACACAAUUUCUGUCCAUAAUCCGACAUUUUACGCUCAGCGUUUUAUCACUUUUCUCAAAUCGCAUGUAUUUCAUGUGAUGGCAGCUGAGUUGGUACCUAAAGGCGGUCACACAAAGUUCAAAUCGGUCGUUACAUCUUAUUUGGCACUUCGACAUAGUCCUUCCAAACGGUAUCUCCUUAGGCGAAGUUUAACCGAAAAAGACGAAGGCGAAUCAGUUACACUGAUGGAUACUUCACGAAGACCUUUCAGCAAUCUUCAAAAGCCGCGAGAAAAGAAAGUUGAGCGUCUGUUCGCUCCUGAUCCUGAUCCUACGGAACUACUGGAAGCCACUAAGUUACAUUCCUCAGAAGAAAAUGUUAUGACACAUUUGUAAAAUCCAAGUUAAGCCAAGCCAGCUCUGCGCUAAUCUUUCGCUUGUCAUUCAUCUGUCAGUGCGUUUAUGGUUCAUUUUGUAAUAAGUGGAGGAGGAGUUGAAAUAUGUCAAUAUUAAGUGGGGAAAUGUACGGGACUUUUGAACUAAAUACCGAUUUCAUUUUGUUGAUUCGUUUUUGAAAUGAUUCAAGCUACGAAUUCCUUUUCAUCAGCUGUUGAGUUUUUUGCAUAAUUCAUAUUCUAACUUCAAUAUCGCUUGUCCACACCAAUUUCUGAUUUUAGUGCACCUUGCAGGGAAAUGAACCUGAAUGAUAGGAAUAUUGUUUUGUAAUUAUUAAAUAGUCGCUUGUUUACUUUUCCAUUAAGACAUGCUAAUAGUAUUCGUCUGGCAUUAAUUUAGUUAUUUUCGAAAGUUUGCAUGAAUCAUAUUAGCAUAUUUUUGAACUAUGCUUUAUUCGUUGUAUCUCUUUCUAUAUUAGUUCGUUUCCAUUAUCUCUUUGUUUAAAAAUUAUUUUUAAAACAAUUUUUCCUCGUUUUUUUUGCAGUAUGUUUCUUGACUGGUGCACUUUGCAAAUUUUUUCGUACGCAACCCCCCACUUGUGUUAUUGUAGUUGUGUCUUGUAAACAAUUUUAAAACCUGUUUUUGAAGAUGAAAGACGAGUGUAACAUGUGAUUGCGAUCUAUAAUGCUUUGCCCUGUUCCUAAUGCACAUUAAGGUUUUUUAUUUCACCAAUGGAAAAUUGAGGAAUCAGCGUUACCCGAGUUCUAUACUUUGUGUCGCAUCCCUCUAUAUUUACAGCUUUUUAUUGCAAGUAAUAGUUUUCAGAAAUAUGAAGUUGUUUCUUCAUAUAGUGAAGUUAUGCUGCUUUUUUUAAAUUUUGACUCUCUUAAUUUCUUUCAUUACUUGUGCAUAAUCAUUCACAGGUCUUUCUUCUGUAUCACGUGGAUUGAAUGUAGUUUGUAACCUGGAAGUUCUUAAUAAGUGGUUUCAAAGCUUUUUUUUUAAUCAAGCUUUCGUAAUAUAUUUGAAAGUGAAGCUGUUUUCAUCGAUGAUAGAAUAGCAAACAGAUUGUUUAUGAAUAGUUUUUGUAUUUUUGUCUUCAACUUUUUUGGAAAGAUUUCCUUUUGCAGACGAAACCUUGAUGGAUAAAAAUUCGAUAACAAUAUGUGGAUUGUGAUAAUUAAUCAGUUCAACCAUUAUGAUUUAUUGUUACCUUCCUUAGCGAAAUAUUUUGAGUACUUCUGAACAGUCAUGUAGAAAUAGGGUUUAUGAAAGACGUGG
Messenger RNA from Loa loa (African eye worm), 3078 nucleotides. RefSeq names its product pip kinase 1, variant. The coding region runs from base 205 to 1797 and encodes 530 amino acids. Lineage: Eukaryota; Metazoa; Nematoda; Chromadorea; Rhabditida; Onchocercidae. The transcript has 17 exons. Gene Ontology annotation, molecular function: phosphatidylinositol kinase activity. The record is from RefSeq and is a predicted model, not a curated record. Gene Ontology annotation, biological process: phosphatidylinositol metabolic process.